Mesorhabditis belari is the source of this 1947-nucleotide messenger RNA. The record is from the annotation of a GenBank genome assembly. NCBI's taxonomy places the organism in Eukaryota, Metazoa, Nematoda, Chromadorea, Rhabditida, Rhabditidae.
AUGCCGUCAACUUCUUUCGUGACAUCCAGAUCGAUGACCCUGUUCGCCGGUGCCUCGUCCACUCUUCGCAAUCGGGUUGCGAACCCUACCGCAAUGUUGAAGAGCAAGAAAAAGGAGGGAAAGGAAAAAACGGAGAAAACGGAAAAAACCGAGAAAACUUCGGAAAAGGAAAAGGAGAAGAAAGAUAAGAAGAAAGAGACAUUGGAAAGCUCACAGCAACAGCAGCAACAGCAACAACAGCAACAACAGCAACAGCAACAACCCGUGCCCACCAUUCACACCGAAGAUCUCUCAUCCGGGCCAUCGGGACAAGAAGAAGCGCCACCAUUAACAGCGUUGAAACGGAAUACUUAUGGAGGAGGUCCACCAAUCGCUCGCCGUGAUCGACGCCAAUCAAGCAGCCUAUUCGCUUUAUCAAACAAUCGAGAGCUUCAAAAAUUACCGAAUAUUAAAGACUCACCACCGGCCGAACGAGAGGAACUCUUCGUGCAGAAGUUGCGCCAAUGCUCGGUGCUGUUCGACUUUGCUCUCGAUCCGCUCUCUGAUCUCAAGUACAAGGAAGUGAAACGAGCCGCGCUGAACGAGUUGAUCGACUAUGUGUCCGUUGGGAGAGGGGUUAUCUCAGAGAUCAUCUAUCCGGAAGCCGUUAAUAUGUUCGCCGUGAAUCUCUUCCGCGUCUUGCCACCUCCAUCAAAUCCAUCAGGCGCCGAAUACGAUCCGGACGAGGAUGAGCCAAAUCUCGAGGCAGCUUGGCCACAUUUGCAGCUAGUUUACGAGUUUUUCCUUCGCUUUCUCGAGUCACCGGAUUUUCAAUCGUCGCUCGCCAAGAAAUACAUUGAUCAACGCUUUUUGCUCAAGCUACUCGACAUUAUGGACUCGGAGGAUCCGCGCGAAAGGGAUUUCCUCAAAACGACCCUUCAUCGAAUUUACGGGAAAUUUCUUGGCUUACGAGCGUUCAUCAGAAAAAGUAUCAACAACGUCUUCUACUCGUUCAUCUAUGAGACGGAAAGGCACAAUGGAAUUGCUGAAUUGCUCGAGAUUUUAGGCUCGAUCAUCAAUGGUUUCGCAAUUCCGCUUAAAGAAGAGCAUAAGACGUUUUUGUUGCGAGUUUUGCUACCAUUACAUAAGGUCAAAUCCCUAACCGUCUACCAUCCUCAAUUGGCGUACUGUGUCGUGCAAUUCUUGGAAAAAGACCCAUCACUCACCGAGCCGGUCAUCUCGGGAUUGUUAAAAUUUUGGCCGAAAAUUCACAGUCCGAAAGAAGUGAUGUUCCUGAAUGAGCUCGAAGAGGUGCUUGACGUGAUCGAACCGUCUGAGUUCAAGAAAGUCAUGAAACCGCUGUUCACCCAGUUGGCCAAAUGCGUGUCAAGUCCACAUUUUCAGGUGGCCGAACGUGCUCUGUACUAUUUCAACAAUGACUACGUGAUGAAUUUGAUUGGAGAAAACGCGCAAGAGAUUCUGCCGAUCAUGUUCCCCGCACUCUACAAGCACUCGAAAUCUCACUGGAAUAAAACAAUUCAUGGUUUAAUCUACAAUGCUUUGAAGACAUUCAUGGAAAUCAAUCAAAAGCUUUUCGACGAGUGCAGUCAGAAUUUCAAUAAAGAACGCGAGUUGGAGAAAGAGCGAGCCGCGAAGAAAGAGCUCAAAUGGGAACAAAUCGAGACGGCCGCCAGAGAGAAUCCGAAGUGGGUUGAAGUCUCGUCGAUUUUUGGCACCGAUCACCCAUCGCGACCGAAAUGGUUGGCUGAGGAGGAGGAUUUGAGUUUGGAGGGAAGAGGGAUCGGCGACGGUGAUGGAUUUCGAAUGGACUCAGGACAAACCGGCUCGAGACGUGAUAUCGCCUUUGUACAGAAAAAGAGCGAGUUGCCGCCGGAUGUGGCUACAGAGCGAGCGCUCGAAGAGUUCAAACGACAUGACCCCUUUUUAAAGACUGUCCGAAAUGCGGAU